CUAAUUGAAGAUUUAAGACAAAAUUAAACCCUCUAGUCCCUUCUUCCCCACUCUAUUUCUCUCAAAAGGCUCGAAGCUGUCCAAAGACUCCAACUUUAACUCGAUUCGUGCUCAGGAACUUAGGAAUUUGAAGUCCUUUUUUUCCAGCGAAGUCGAGCCAUAAUACCCAAUUCUAAUCCUUUGUUUGCUCAAUCCAAAUUUAUCGCUCGAUUUUGAUUUGUCUGUAAUUAGCCUCACAAACCCUUUCGGAAAUCAUUUAGGAAAGCCAUGUUUUGAUCUACAAUGGCGGCAGUGACUUUAUCCAUGGUGCAACCCUGUGGCAUGUGUUGUGCUGGUAGAAGAUUGCGUAGUGUGAUUGUAAUCCAAGCUCAGAGAGGAAACUGGAAUCGAAUGAGGUUGAGUGAGUUCUUCUUCUCCAAAGUUUGGAACAUAUCUUAUCGUUCAAAGCAUAAAUUUUCUGACAAUAUUCUCGAACAAGUUGAGAAGUAUGCCACUGCUCGGCUCGAAAACCAGUCCAAGCUGAUUACCAAGGUUGCAGCUUUGAUGGAGUAUGAUAAUGUUGAUGAUUUUAUUGAUAAGAAAUCUGAUGACCAAGUUAAGAAAGAUCUUGUAUUGGCGUGUAAGAGAUUCCCUUCUAUCAUCCUUGGUGAUUCUCGUCCGGUGGAAUUAUACGGCUAUACCAAAUCGUCUGAUGAACCAAGGGGUAUUCUUCCCACUCCUAUUAUAGGAUCUAUGCCUGGGUUAAGUAAGAGGCACAGUAAUCAGCUAGAUACCUGCGGCUUUCACACGAUGAAGAAGCUAUUGCAUCAUUUUCCUCGAACCUAUGCAGAUUUGCAGAAUGCACAGGUUGAUAUUGAGGAUGGACAGUACUUGAUAUUUGUUGGCAAAGUCUUGUCUUCCAAGGGAGUUAGAGCUAGCUCUUCAUUUUCAUUUCUCGAGGUUAUUGUCAGCUGUGAAAUCUCAGACAGGGACAGAACUCCGGAGAAUCUGAGUUGUAAUGAUGAAGACAAAGCAAGAAAAUCAAUUUUUUUGCAUCUGAAGAAGUUUUUUAGGGGGACUCGCUUUACCUGGCAACCCUUUCUUAAUGCUAUUCAAGAGAAACAUAAAGUCGGGGACCUUGUAUGCGUUAGUGGGAAGGUAAAGUCAUUACGUGCAGACAAUCAUUUUGAAAUGAGGGAAUACAAUAUUGAUGUUCUCAAAGAUGACGAAGAGUCAUCUCUUCGAGCCCAGGGGAGACCAUAUCCUAUAUACCCUUCAAAAGGAGGGUUGAACCCAAAGUUCCUUAGCGAUGUCAUCUCCAGGGCUCUGCGGAUCCUUCCCGCCAAUAUGGAUCCAAUUCCUAAGGAAAUCACUACAAUUUUUGGCCUACCAUCUCUUAAUGAUGCGUACGUUGGUAUUCACGAGCCCAAGACUUUAGAUGAGGCUGAUUUAGCUCGCAAAAGGCUUAUAUUCGACGAGUUCUUUUACCUACAGUUAGCACGCUUGUACCAAAUGCUACAAGGCCUUGGCACAAAAAUAGAGAAAGAUGUAUUGCUGGAAAAGUUUAGAAAGCCAGUGCUUAAUUCCGUUUAUAUUGAAGAAUGGUCCACUCUCACCAAGAGUUUUCUGAAGGCUCUACCAUAUUCCCUUACUCCUAGCCAACUAAGUGCUGUCUCAGAAAUUAUAUGGGAUCUAAAGCGCCCGGUUCCAAUGAAUCGGCUGCUGCAGGGUGAUGUUGGAUGUGGCAAAACAGUUGUCGCUUUCUUAGCGUGCAUGGAGGUCAUAGGAUCUGGUUACCAGGCAGCUUUCAUGGCUCCCACAGAAUUACUUGCCAUCCAGCAUUAUGAACAGUGCCGUGAUCUAUUAGAGAAUAUGGAGGGAAUAACAUCAAAGCCAACAAUUGGGUUGCUCACAGGUUCAACUCCGGCAAAGCAGUCACGUAUGAUCCGGCAGGAUCUUCAAAGUGGAGCUAUAUCGUUUAUAAUUGGAACUCACAGUCUGAUAGCUGAAAAGAUAGAGUACUCUGCAUUACGUAUUGCCGUAGUUGACGAGCAGCAACGGUUUGGUGUAAUCCAGAGAGGAAAGUUUAACAGCAAGUUAUAUGGGACAUCUAUGAUAUCAAAAAGUGACUCAUCUGACUCUGAUGAUACUUCCAAAACCGAUCUCAGUAUGGCUCCUCAUGUUCUUGCCAUGUCAGCCACCCCUAUCCCGAGAUCACUUGCCUUAGCUUUGUACGGAGAUAUUUCUUUGACCCAAAUUACUGGUAUGCCACUUGGAAGAAUACCAGUUGAGACGCACAUUUUCGAGGGAAAUGAGAGUGGCAUCAAGGAAGUCUACUCAAUGAUGCUGGAAGACCUGAAGUCUGGAGGGAGAGUGUACCUUGUGUACCCUGUUAUUGAUCAAUCAGAGCAACUGCCACAGCUCCGUGCUGCCUCUGCGGAGCUCGAAAUAAUAACCAAAAAAUUUCCAACGUACAACUGCGGACUGUUACACGGAAGGAUGAAGAAAACACAGAUACUUCUCUCCACCCAGGUGAUAGAGAUAGGUGUUGAUGUUCCAGACGCAUCAAUGAUGGUUGUCAUGAAUGCUGAGAGAUUUGGAAUCGCUCAGUUACACCAACUCAGAGGACGUGUUGGGCGUGGAACCAGAAAAUCGAAAUGCUUAUUAGUUGGGUCAACCCCCAAUAGCCUUAAACGGUUGAAUAUGUUGGGGAAAUCGUCAGAUGGGUUUUACUUGGCAAAUAUAGACCUUCUUCUACGUGGACCUGGUGAUUUGCUUGGGAAGAAACAAUCUGGGCACUUACCAGAGUUCCCGCUCGCUAGACUAGAAAUAGACGGCAAUAUGUUGCAGGAAGCCCACAUCGCCGCUUUGAACGUUCUAGGAGAUUCUCAUGACCUGGAGAAAUUUCCAGCGCUAAAAGCUGAGCUUAGCAUGAGACAGCCACUUUGUCUUCUGGGCGACUAAAAAGGUUGCACAAGCUACAGUGUACAUACAUAGUACAUACUUGGUAUGUCCUUUUGGUUAUUUUGGUACUAUGACAUGUUGUAGUAGACUAGUAGUAGUAGUGGUAAUAUAGUCUUUGGGUGUCAAUUUCAGAUUAAGCAUAACGAGCAUAGAUCAAACAUGUUUUGGUGUCAUAUAAGCUUUAUAUUUUGUGUCCAACAAGAGACCCAUUCAUGUGAAAAAAAAAAAAGAAGAAUACUUGACUUGGAGUUUGAUGCCUCUGAAUAGGACGUCAACUAAUGGGAUCUGUAAAAGUGAAAAAUAAGUGGUGGCUUUAUGCUUGCUAUGUUUUUAUUUGAAGAGUUUUGUGGAGUGUGAAGUAAUAUAGAAAGUGGUAAUAGGAAUGAGAAAUGGUGUGAGUGACACACAGGAGUCUUUUGGGGGUUAGCAACCAACCAAUGAGGGAGAUUCACGGGGAGAGGAGAGACAAAGAGACAAGUGGUGACCCACAAAAUGUUUCCUACCCAAUCAUCAAACGAUAGGACCCACUAACCUCCUUGUCUCCUCCUUUGUCCUUCACUUCCCAUAUUGAAACUUGAAGUGUUGGCAACUUGUUUCACAUCUUAUUGACACUGCUUGUGCCUAAAUCAUUCUGCGUCUUCUUUGUCUGCAUCUUUUAACACUUGCAAACUUUUUCAUCACUCCGUUGUACUAGCUUUUACUAAAUCUAAACUGUAUGUAUCGAGUCUAUUAGGGAUUUAACAUGUUUCGGCAAUAGAUCAUCAUCGGUUGAGAUAGAAGUAUAGAACCAUACAAAAUAAUAUUCACAUA
Molecule: messenger RNA, 3753 nt
Organism: Camelina sativa (false flax)
Lineage: Eukaryota; Viridiplantae; Streptophyta; Magnoliopsida; Brassicales; Brassicaceae
Source: RefSeq, a predicted model, not a curated record